CUGUUACCCACAUAGCAGCAGGGAGCGCGGUAUCGGCGAGGUCAUGUGCAUUCCGCGCAGUCUCGAUGUUCUGCAAUGCUGUGGCUUGUCAUACGGCUAGUAUCGGUCAUCGUAUGCGCUUUCCAGAGCUUGACUGACAUACUCACCGAGACCUGCGGAAUGCGUGUGACCGUAGAUAUGGCGCGACUCACGCUAUUCGCAAGGCACUGUUUGGCGCGGAGCAAACUCUACACUGCUAAGACUUAUACAUUGCCUUGCAUGAUCUGGGGCGGAGAGUGGCCAUUACUCAGGAACAACGGAAGGCGGUAUGAAUCAAAGACUCUGGCAAUCUUGCAUCAACGAGUGUCGACGACGGACAGCAUUUGGAAUUACAUAUAUGCCAUUAGUAUGUCAUAACAGGCAACGCUUAUCGCAGCUGGAGCCUCUUGUUCAAACGUUCAACGUUCAACGUUCGACGCUCAAGCACUCACCCUGCUGCUUGGAACAAAGCAGACGUGCAGGUCUAUU
Rhodofomes roseus is the source of this 507-nucleotide messenger RNA. RefSeq lists its product as uncharacterized. The transcript has a single exon. Bases 76 to 396 code for a protein of 106 amino acids. Lineage: Eukaryota; Fungi; Basidiomycota; Agaricomycetes; Polyporales; Fomitopsidaceae. The record is from RefSeq and is a predicted model, not a curated record.